AUGGACGAUGGCGAUGGGGCGUCGCCUAUCCGACCAGCCAUUGCAGCCAGCUGUGGUGACGACCUCGAGGGUGGAGCUGACUCGAGCCCGUCGAUGUAUUAGUU
Messenger RNA from Strongylus vulgaris, 104 nucleotides. The record is from the annotation of a GenBank genome assembly. NCBI's taxonomy places the organism in Eukaryota, Metazoa, Nematoda, Chromadorea, Rhabditida, Strongylidae.